UCCCACCCUCCUUUCUCCUCCCACUUUAGACUUGCAAGGGCUGCAGCCUGUCAAACCCCUUCCUCAACACAACAGCGAUUGUUGCGUGUGGAACAGUUUUCCAAAUCUAGCUGUUAAUGAGAGAGGCUUGUAGUUGGCAGAAUGUUAAUGAUUUCCUCAACAAUUGUUCAUGUUUUAUUGUUUCGAUCAAACAAUAACUCUUUUAUCAAGACUUAAUUGGAAGGUUUUUAUCCUGUGUGGAAAAUACUUGCCAUCCACACUGAGGAAUCAUAUCUAAGGCUGAUCUGUCUACCUUUCUCCUGGUGAAUUCAUGUUGAAGAUAGAAGACAACACAAAUUCCAAAGGGAGAUCUUUUUGCAGCAUUCGGAAUUCUGGAGUUCUACACUAUUAAACGCAACCUCAAGAUGCCUUUGAUCACUGAGUGUGCUGGAUACCUAAUACCUGCUCUAUAAGUGAACUUCUGAGGGAUUAUGAAAACGAUAGUGAGCAUUUCAUUCUCAUUCAUACAGUAAACGCAUCAGUCUGUGGAUAUAAAAUCAAGAUCCCUGCACAGAGAUGUCCACCGUCUCCAUGGAACCCAUGGUGGGCCUGGCGGAGCCGUCUCCUAACACCACUGAGCAACCGCUGAACGCUUCAUCCCAGGACUCAGCCGCCACCUUCACCAUCGGCACCAUCCUCUCCUUUAUGUGUCUAGUUGGCGUGUCAGGUAACAUCUACACCCUGGUGGUCAUGUGUCAUACGAUGCGCACAGCAGCCUCCAUGUACAUCUACAUCAUCAACCUUGCAUUGGCAGAUCUGCUCUACCUGCUCACCAUCCCGUUCGUAGUGUGUACACACUUUCUGCAGGGAUGGUAUUUUGGGGAUGUGGGCUGUCAGAUCCUCAUAAGUAUGGAUUUUCUCACAAUGCAUGCAAGCAUCUUCACCUUGACUGUCAUGAGCACCGAGCGCUACUUCGCUGUGCUCAAGCCCCUUGAUACAGUCAAGCGCUCCAAAAGCUACCGCAAGGCUAUUGCAAUGCUUGUGUGGGCUGCCUCUCUCAUACUUACCCUACCAAUGAUCAUUGGAAUUAAGCUCAUGGCAGUAGGUGACAAGCUCAUGUGUCAGUCCACACUGGACCCACUCUCCUACAAGAUUUACAUCUCCUUUCUGUUUUGCACCAGCAUAGUGGCUCCUGGGAUGAUUAUCGGCUACCUGUACAUUAGACUCGCUCGCACGUACUGGAUCUCCCAGACAGAGACCUUCAAGCAGACCAAAAAGCUCCCUAAUCAGAAGGUUCUCUACCUAAUCUUCACUAUUGUCUUGCUCUUCUGGGCUUGCUUCCUUCCCUUCUGGAUCUGGCAGCUCUUGGGCCAGUUCUACCCAGCCAUGAGACUUUCCACAAAGAUCAAACGCAUCAUCAAUUACCUGACCACCUGCCUGACAUAUAGCAACAGCUGUAUCAACCCUUUCCUUUACACAUUGCUAACGAAGAACUAUAAAGACUAUCUGCACAAGCGCCAGAGGACUUGGACCACAGGUAGCUACUUCAGCCGCCGCAACCGCUUUCAGCGCUCCCCACACCACUCCCUGUCCUCCAGCAGUCACCAGUGCACAGAGAGCUUUGUGCUAACACACACCUCACGCAGCACCAACAACAGCAGUUUGUAAGGGCUCUUGCAAGUUCAUGCUUCAACCGACUAACCACCCUACCUUUGAACUGGCAUGCUAGCAAGACCUAGUCGGAUGUGCUUAUCUCUGUGCACACGCCCACACACCCAGGACAUCCUAUGCCUUUUCAUGAUGUUUAGAUAACCACUGAUGUUUAGACAACACAAAGAUGCAUUGCUUCCCUCUCAUGAGUGUCCAUGUAACCCUACACGUGUGGCUGCUUUGGAUAGAAGCGUCUGCUAAAGAGCACAUGAUUUUUUUUUUUUUUUUUUUUUUUACUUAUGCUCUAGUUAAGUUAUUAUGUCCAUGUUACAACAUAAGUGUUCCAGAAAUGUUCAAGAGGACUUCAUCUGAAGCUGGAAUAUUCGUUUUUCUGAGGGGUGUGGGUUUUCUCCUUAUAUUUUCAACUUCUUGUUUCAUUUUCAUGCAAGAGCAGCACGGCCUCUUUCUUUCCAGUGACUUCCUCCAAGUCUCUCAGCUCAUCCUAUAGCCUAAGCCUCUUCAUUAGUCUUAGUCUCUUCACCAUCCUAGUAAACAGUCUAUUGUGAAUGGAGAGGGUGGGCUGGGAAAGCACUAUGGCGUGUCCCAGAGGAGCGGGGGAAGUAAUUAAAGUGCUCUGAAGCAUGCCGUAAGCAGAAGACAGGGAAAUGGUGUGCUUGGGCAGGGCUGGGGACACAACACACAAUCCACAGGAUGGGGCACAGUGGGUGGCAGAACCCCUGCCUGCUCCCUCAGAGCAGACGUGGGCAUCAGUCAUACUCAAUGAUGGUUGCUGUCUUCUUUUAUGGACAAAUGGAUGAGUAAUCAUUUUUAGACUUCUGGAAAUUAUCAUCAUCCAUCUAGUAGAUAUUGUUUUAGUAAAGGAUUUCUUUGUGGACAUAAGGAGACUAUUAAAUUCUUGGAGCCAAGCAAUUUAGAGCCUUGUUUGUGAGGAUGCAUGCAUGUAAGGACUUUGAAAUUUCAAUGAAUUUCACUGGGCGUCAGUGUAGAGAGGCCCGUGUAGGGAGACGUGUUCAUAUUUUCUAGUUGUAGUACGUGUACAAGCAGCCACAUUUGGGAUCUAAUGAAGGCACUUAUACCGAUUAUUACUUAAUCCAGAUAACACGGCAUUGGAACAAUCUAGACUUUUCGUGACAGGAGCACAGAAUCAACAGCUUUUUGUGUAAUCCUAUGUAGACUUUGUGAACAAAUGUGAGUGUUUGUCGAACAGUGGUUCAGCAGUGACAUUGUAAACACACCCAAGUUCCAGUUUUCACUGAAUUUGUGGAAACAUGCGAACAAGAGAUCUUUUGGGUUUUCACCAGUCUUCUGCCAGUGACAUGAGCAUGUCAGUACCAUAAAUAUUAUGUGCCAUGUCUAAAUUAUUAAGUAUAUUGAGUUUCAUGCGCCAAAUUGGAGGGAAUAGACAAUGGGACAAAUUCUUGGGAUAUUCAUUUGUUUUGCUGACCAAAGCAUACAUUUAUUUUACACAUAUCCUCUAAGUGAGUCUGGGCCCUGUAUUAUCAUUAUGGCAUGGCAUUCUGAGGGUGUGCGCAUGUGUUCUUUCUGGAGGAAAUGUGAGAUCACCCUCAAAAAAUCCACUGCAAUUUUCACAACAGGAGUUUUGUAAUAACACAUGGUGUGAGACCAGUCCCAUAGUAACACUGGGAAGAUGGCAAUCCUGUGGGAUUUGGUUAGCUUCAGAUUGGCUGAUGUGAUUGUCUUGAUAGCUCCAACAAGGUCACUAAAUCCCACUUCCUUUAAAAUUGCUUCAGAUCCUGAGAAAUGUUUACCCACAGAUAUGACUCAUAUCCACUCCACAGAACCCUGAGAAUUUCGAGUCUCCUUUUCUGAUGAAUCGCGCUGUAUUAACAGCUGGCCUUUUAUGAACUAUUCUGAGAAAGAAAAGUGAAAAGUUAUCAUCUCUCUGUUAUCAUCUGUUACUACAUUGCUUUGGAUAUUUGGCGAUGGCAUGAUCAGGAUCUCGUCAUUAUCAUGUGUGGAAAACAGCAUUUUAAUAUUAUGUUGUAUAGAAUAGAAGAAUGUGACAGCAAACAUGAUUGAUCGUCUAUAUUAUUCAUAGCCUAGAGAAUAUACGGCUGCACUUAUACAAUAUUUGUAACACAUUUCCAUUUACAGUGCCAGGUCUCUCCCAAGUGUGGCAUUAGCUCUGCCUCACGGUAAAGCUUGUCAAAUAGUCUAAUAUCAAGUCUAACGGCACUGACUUCAGAUCAAAGCCAUGACAUUGACAGCUCACUGUUUUGUAUCUCACACACAUAUCUCAACAGCAGUUGUAGAAUCGCUUACCUCAAACGAAGGAUUACACAGCAUCUCUUCAAACACCCACUCUGUUCUUUGUGGAUUCAGUUUAAAAGAUUUCUCCAUUCUUCUUACUGGUGUUCCAUGAUCUAAAAGAAAAUAAAUGAUCUUUUAUAUAUCUAAGGAUUAAAAGACAUAAAUCUAAUGAAUUUCUUCAAAUAUUUGAAAUCUGUUUUUCAAGCAAACUUGUGAGGGAUGGAACAUUUCUCCUCCAGCUUCUUAUAACAAAGGAGUAAGAGUAGAAGCUGAGAUUCUACAGACAUAGUGGUAGUGGUAACUCAGGAGUUGUUCUAUCAACAGAUGGGAGACAGAUGUUGAGCUUUAAUGUAUGCCCUCUGGAGGUGAAGGUCGCACAGCUGCCGACAACUGCUCUAAUAGGACAUUUGAUUACUGUAGAUCUGGCAGCUGCCCAGACAAAAAACCUUUUGGCUUUACUCCUUUGUUUCUUCUCUACCUCCCUUCUACCUCUCCUCAUUAUAUGUUAGAAAUACUAACAAAUAACAUACAAAAAAUUAAGAAACAACGACAAAGACAAAGAUUGUCAGAAACUGUCACAAGUAUGUUACAGAAAUUCUCUCAUUGGAUAGCUUUUUAAAUACUUUUAAAAUCAUAACAAACCAUUACUUGCUCAAAUCUCAAGCCCAACAGGCAACACAUGGCAACAACGAAUAAAUUGUCAAUACUUAGCAAUAGACCGAGUAUAGAAAAUGUCUCCAGUACAGAUAUAGAUAGAUAUGUGCUUUAACAUGAUGGUUCGGGGGGAAUAAGACAAUCUGCAUUAGCUGUCUGCUUAGUCAAGGGGCCUUCAUUUCAUUCACGGGCAACUGCCAAGGAGCAAAGCAACAUGCAAUUAGCAAAGUCUGCCGCGCAAGUUAAUUUAUAAACUUCGUAAAUUGUUUUGCUAAUUUAAUACCAUGAGCAAGAUCCUAAGCGCAAUGGGUGGUUCAGCCCAAUGCUCCCAAACGCCACACAGUAGCUGUAGUUCAUGUGUGACGGACUUGGCUCAUUGCUUUGCUCAUUGCUUUGCUCAUUGCCCGUCAAUGAAAUUAGGGCCCAGAAUGUACUCUGGUGGUAACUCAAUUCACAUGAACAGUAACUGCAAAUAACUUUGGUGGUCCAGUCCAGAGACCCACCUUCCAGGGCUUGGAGGGUGAACUUGACAUUUAAAAUACCCUUUUCUUUCUCCGCAGUGACUUAAAGCAAAGGCUUAAAGAGCCUGUGAUUCUGGCAAAAAGGUUUUUGAUAUUUCAGCUCUGAUUUCAUCCAAUCAAAUUUUACCCCUCCCUUCCAUGCUCCUGAAGCUACGUGCUGAUUGGCUUAAAUUGUUUAUGGCUUAGUCCAAGUUACUACGUCUGUUUCCAAUUUACAGAGCCAGGACUGUGCAAAAAGUGACUAAAAGGACAAAGAUAAAAGUGCUACCAAGAUUUUUCUGUCUAAAGGCAAUAACUCAUUGGUUAGAUUAUUGCAGACACUGCUCUAUACUCUUACAGGGUAAGAAUUGUAGUUAGGUAUAAGAAUGGAAUAAAGUGAUUCAUACAUCUUUUUUGCCUCCCCUGACAUCAAAGCCGUCUGAAGGAGAGCACUACCAAAUACAGGCAAAGGAGGGCUUUUGAUCAAAGCCCAACAUAAGAUGCACUCUCGAGGUUCUGAAGUACAAAGGUGAAAAGAAAAACAAACACAAGAGGCUAUAGCUAGAUGGAUGGAUAGCACAGGGUUACCAGUUAGACCUUAUCUAGGGCUUAUAGAGUGUCUAUGUUAUUUCUCAGAGAUUGUGAACAUGUGGUUCACUGUUCGUAAUUGAUAGACACAAUGAUGCAGAGAAAUACGUGCCUACGUCUCCACUGCAUGAUAAAUGGGAUCCAAUUCAGAUCUGUUUCCUCCCAAGUGGCACAGAUCUGAUAAGUGCAAUGCCAGUCCAAACAGGGCAAGGGCAAUGAGAUAUCAUCAUAUCAGAUCUGUGCCACAUCCAUAUAGGGUACUAAAUCAGACGGGAUUUGGAUAUCUGAUCAGUCACGAUCAUUCAUACACUGCUGUGUAACCGCACAGAUCAGAAUUCUUAGGUAGCCUACAUAUGAUUACAAUAUCAGUUGUACAACAGUGAAAUGGGUAUGUUGUGUAUGAAUAAUUACGUUUAAAUGUUUUCCAUAACUGAGAAGGUUAUCACACACUCCUUAUCAUCAAGGGUUUUAUCCCCACUCUUGAGAACUACACAUACUAUUAUAGGCUGCUCUGUAUGCUUCUCAGUAUGCUUCAAUAUCCAUAUUCUGUUCGGUUCCUGUACUCUGGGUAAUGCAUUAUCCUGCUGUAUUUAGUAUUUAAUACUAUUGUGUGUAAGUAUUUAAGAAUCCUUACCAAUGGUCUGUAUGUCUACUUUUAUUGUAAGCUUCUUACAUGUGGUUCUUGAAAUAAAAAUGACCAAAAAUUAUCUGAUACCA
Messenger RNA from Clupea harengus (Atlantic herring), 6380 nucleotides. It is a transcript of the gene uts2r1, whose product is annotated as urotensin 2 receptor 1. Gene Ontology annotation, molecular function: urotensin II receptor activity. NCBI's taxonomy places the organism in Eukaryota, Metazoa, Chordata, Actinopteri, Clupeiformes, Clupeidae. Gene Ontology annotation, biological process: neuropeptide signaling pathway; blood vessel diameter maintenance; regulation of blood pressure. Gene Ontology annotation, cellular component: plasma membrane. The record is from RefSeq and is a predicted model, not a curated record.